AUGGAUACACUAUCACCAAUAAUACUACAAUCAAUCAUAAAGCUACUGGACCCAUCAUCUUCAAGUUCUUCAUCUUCAUCAGGUUCAUCAGCGAUUAAUGUGCUCGCAUUCGCCUUGACUUGCAAGUCAAACUACAAACAUCUCUAUAAAUGUUCAACAAGAUGGUUGACCUUUGUCAAUGCCAAGGAGGGCAUGACCAACCACAACCUGCCGUCUCCACCAUCAUCAUCAUCAUCAUUUCAAACAACAUGGAUAUAUGAUGUUGAUGAAAGAUCAAGGAACAUUGUGCCUGGCACUCUACCAUCAACACUGACACGUCUAGAGAUGGGCGAUUCCUUCAGCGCAGAGAUCAACGCCAAUACAUUCCCAAAGUCACUGCUCGAACUCAGUCUUGGAUUCAUAUUUGAUAGACAUAUCGCCCCGGGUACACUACCGAGCUCCAUCACAGUGUUGAGGUUUGGCGCACACUUUAGCCAACAACUUGAGGCCGGCUCACUUCCACCUUGCCUCGUAAAGCUCAUACUCGGUCAUGAGUACAGACACGGGAUCAAGCGUGGAUUGCUACCAAAGACACUGCAAUACCUUGACCUGGGUCAGGACUUUCAGGUGCCGCAUAGCAAUCCCAAUCUAACACGUGACAUGUUCUCGUUCAACAGGGUCAAGAGAGAGAUUGAAGAUGGUGCGUUGCCAGAGGGACUUACAUACCUUGGCCUAGACGACAACUGGGCCAUCCCAACAGUGCUACCCUCAUCAAUCAAGUUAAUGCGAGUUGGAUCGGUGCGAUAUGAUCAUGAAUGGUAUGAUCGCACACUCCCAGGCACCUUUGAGGGCAUGGAAUGGAACUACAACAGCGCAGCAACAAGGAAUCUUGUCAAAGGCGUGGCUUAUCUUCCUCUCACCUGUCUACACAUGUCUAGCAUUGAUCACCAGAUCAAGCCAGGAAUGCUUCCCGACACACUCAAAGUGUUGUCGCUCGGAUAUCAAUUCGAUAAAGCACUUGUGGCUGGCGCGCUUCCAUCGUCCCUCACAUCAUUUGAUAUGGGAUGUGUGUUUGAGCAUCCUAUCAGACCAGGUGAUCUGCCCGCAUCACUACGUCGUCUUGUGAUGUCCGAUUUGUUUAACAUGAAGAUGCUGCCAGGCUCACUCCCACCAUCGCUCACCGAGCUCAUCUUGGGACGUUGUUUCGACUGCAAGUUGGACGUUGGCGUGUUGCCACCAUCCUUAACAAAGCUGAUCUUUGGCAACAACUAUGAUAUGUCCAUUGGCGUUGGCGUACUACCUCAAUCGCUGGCGGUUAUCAAGUUUGGUUCAUCAUUCUCUCAACCAAUGGCGAGUGAGGCAUGGCCUCAAUCCCUUUGGAAACUAAACAUUAACAAACUGUUCUUUGCUGGUCAGGACAACAAUGUGAGUGCCAAUGCCACGCCUCCACCACCUGGCCUUCAAUCACUGGACAUGUAUCAUCAACUUGAUCACAUACAAUAUCUUGCAUUGUGCACAUCGGUCCACACUUUGAAGGUCCACUCCAGGAUGAAACCACAACCUAUGGACAAUGGUGAUGAUCACGUGGACUCUAAGCUCGAACGAAUGAUUAUCCCAACAAAUGUCAAGACCAUCAAGUUGGACAUAAGUUCACAAGAGGCAAAGACAUAUCUUAGUAUGAUGUUGUCGGACAAUCCACAUGUUACAGCCUUCCGAAUGAAGAUGUAUGAACAAACAUUCGAUGUUCGCAUACUGGAUGAUAAUAGACAGUUGGCAGUAUGUGUAUGCAUUGUCAAUGGACUGUGCAAUGGACAUGCCAACAAGAUGACAUUCUUCCGUCUCGAUCACCUCCUGAAGACAGGUCCAGACACUACAUUCAAAGCACUCUAUCCACAUCUCCAUGAACAAGAUUAUGAUGGAGACUAUGAUGAUGAUGAUGACAUUGAUGAAGACAAUGACAUGGUUGACGAUGAUUAUAACAAUGAUGACGAUGACUAUUAUGUUGAUGAGGAAGAUGAAAUAAUAGAGGAAUCAGAAGAAGACGAUGAGUUUGAAGAAGAGGAUGAUCAAGAUGAGGAAUAA
Molecule: messenger RNA, 2061 nt
Organism: Acytostelium subglobosum LB1
Lineage: Eukaryota; Evosea; Eumycetozoa; Acytosteliales; Acytosteliaceae
Exons: 1
Coding region: 1-2061 (686 amino acids)
Source: RefSeq, a predicted model, not a curated record